GACAGUCGUACUUAUUUAUUUGUUGAUAGUGCAGUCAGUAAUAUUGUUUAUUUUUCGAUUUUAUCACAAAAACUGUUGAAAAAUGAUGAACUCAAUGGGUAUGCAUAUGCAACAGUCUGGUGUGGGGCCCGGUGGCCCAGGCGGUUCUGUGGGCAUAGCCGGUCCUGUCGGAGUGUCGCCGGUUAUGAUGCAGUCUCCUCAAAUGCAGCAGCAACAAGCGGCUCAACAGCAGCAGCAGCAACAACAACAACAGCAAGCACAAUCACAGCAACAACAAGCUCAACAGACCGAGAAAGUGGAUAACAUUUCAAAGGUAAAAGGAUUGGUCGGGCCCUUGCGAGAUGCGCUGUCCACAACGAUCAAAACAGCCGCCCAGUUGCUACAACAGAACAAUCUCAACGACGCCGGAACAAAAGGAAGUGAUAUGAGUGCAAGCACACCUAGGUUUGAUAAGCAUCUGGAGGAAUUCUAUUCUAUUUGUGAUCAAAUUGAGCUGAAUCUUAAAACCGCCAAAUUAUGCAUGCAGCAAGGAGCAUCCUCACAGCAAUAUCUUCCCAUUCCAGUAGCCCCUACACCAAACCCUGCGGAGACGAACGCACUGUCAUAUAGUCAAUAUUUGGACGUGGUCAAAAUUCAAAUCGGCUACGCAAAAGAUAUUCACGAUACCCUGAUUUGUGCGGCUGCAAAUAUGCAACCUUCUGAAUGAUAGUACUGAAAGAUACAAUUUAUCACUGGUAUGAUACUUUAUCAAAUACGAAAAAGAAAAUCGUUUGAAAUCUUGUAUCUUUAUUUAAGAUGGCCACUAGAACUAAGCACUACAAAAUAAGUUAAUAAAAAUUAAAAUAUUCACUUUUCA
Messenger RNA from Malaya genurostris, 856 nucleotides. RefSeq names its product mediator of RNA polymerase II transcription subunit 29 (gene ix). Gene Ontology annotation, cellular component: mediator complex. The record is from RefSeq and is a predicted model, not a curated record. Gene Ontology annotation, molecular function: transcription coregulator activity; transcription factor binding. Gene Ontology annotation, biological process: regulation of transcription by RNA polymerase II. Lineage: Eukaryota; Metazoa; Arthropoda; Insecta; Diptera; Culicidae. The transcript is spliced from 3 exons. The coding region runs from base 83 to 706 and encodes 207 amino acids.